This is a messenger RNA of Striga asiatica, 882 nucleotides long. The record is from the annotation of a GenBank genome assembly. Lineage: Eukaryota; Viridiplantae; Streptophyta; Magnoliopsida; Lamiales; Orobanchaceae.
AUGAACUGGACAGCGCUCGAUCUUCAUUCUAAAAAGCACAAGAAUUUCGGCGAGCUCGGGCAGUCGACGAGCUCUGUUCCCUUUUCCGGUAACAUUCUUGAAAUUCUCUUGCUGGCCUUUCACGACCUCCACCGGGAACACGCACCCGACUGUCGACGGGUCCUCGGUCACAACCUGUCCAAGCCCAUUGAACUUACACGCCCUUUCAUCCUGGAAAAAUGCCUGGAAAUACAUGUUGAACGCGUACGACACGUUCUGCCACCUGUCGAGCCCGCUGCACGACCCCUUGGGGUACAUGCUCGUGCAAUCCCCCGUCGCGCACGCAAACAAGUACGCCUCCUCCACCUUCAUGUCGUCUUCGUCCUCCGUGGGCCCAAGCACGCACCACCGAUGAGGCAUUUGCUUGAUCCCGCGGGCUCGGGCCGGGAACAUAACCCGGCCAUGGCCCGUGAGGUCGACCCGGUUCUCGUCCGUGAGCGCGUGCAAGUAGAUGUCGAUCGGCUUCCCCGGGAGCUUGUGGCUCCCGCGAUCGCUAGCAACGUACGGGAGAAGUGCCUCGAAGAACCGCUCGGCGGUGGCGGCAUUGGCGUUGAUAAACCCGUCAGUGGGCCACCCGACCUGGGUGAUGAUGAAAUCGACAUCGCCGUACCCGAGCUUCUCGAGGGCCCACGCGAACGCGUCGUACGCAACCUCGAACACGUCAGUGUAGACAGCGUCGCCGACGUCGGUUAUGGCGUGGGACGAGCGCCCGUCGGCUAUGGCGAAGCUGAGGUCGGUGAUGUUGAGGACGCGCAUGAGCUCGACCAGGAAGAACUCGAUGCAAACGGGGGCACCGCUUGCCCGGAUGAUGUCGAGGUGCCUCACGAACUGGGUCCGGAAUGA